UCCCAUCUUCACCUUCCAAAUUCUGUUUCCUUUUCGACUAUUUUCCUAUUCUGGUUCAUUAUCUUGUUCAAAUUGAAGCUACACACAUGGAGCAAGCCACCAAAUACGGUGGUUGAGAAACGCGGGAGGGUGAGAUAAGAAUCUUCCAUAAACUCUAUGAGACCCCGUCACGUCGACAUUUGCCUCCUUUGUUUUCCACCACGCCCCCUCCACUUGAUUCCAUAUUUCAAAAUUGGAACAAGGAACAUGGAUUAAAAUAUUCUCGACUGUGAAAUAGAGAGAGAGAGAAAGAGGGGUUUGUUUCCUUUUUCUUUCUCGGUGGUGGAAUUAGACCCAUCUAUCUCCUUUUACUUUAUAAAUCAUUCUUUUAGUGGCUUUCGGAGGAAGUAAUCGUUGAUAGGGGAAACAAACACAGACGGCGGGGAUUGAGAUUUGAGAAAUUCCGGUCCAUUCUUCUUGCCCAUUCUUUCCUAUUAAUACCCAGUUUCUGAUUCUUCUUCUUUUUCCGUUUUUGGGUUUUAUUCUUUUCAAUGGUUUGCAUGAUGGGUUUUCGAGUUUUUGGGUUUUGAGUGGGGCGUCGAAGAGGGGUGGAGGGCUUUUGAGGUAAAAGCUAGUUUGGGGGCGGAGGAAUGACUUGGAGGAGAGUGUUGAAGUCCGUGCAGGCACUUUUGGCCCACGGUUCACUCUUCUGUUUCACGCUCUUGCUCGUUCUCAAGCUCGAUCAUUUCGUCUCCCACAGUUGGUGGGUUAUUUUUUUCCCACUUUGGGUAUUUCAUGUCGUUGUUGCUCGGGGAAGGUUCUCAUUACCUGCCCCAUCUCUUCCUCAUAAUCGCCAUUGGGCACCGUGCCAUGCCGUUGUCUCCACGCCUUUGCUUGUAACAUUUGAAUUACUUCUUUGUAUAUACCUCGAGAGCCUGUCUGUUUAUGGUUUUCCUGCUGUGAAUUUGAAGAUUGUCUUUCUACCGUUGCUGGCUUUUGAAAUCAUCAUUUUAAUAGAUAAUUUCAGAAUGUGUAGAUCACUAAUGCCUGGUGACGACGAAAGCAUGAGCGAUGAGGCAAUAUGGGAAACUCUUCCUCACUUUUGGGUUGCUAUUUCAAUGGUCUUCUUCGUUGCUGCUACAGUGUUUACUCUACUGAAGCUAUGUGGGAGUGUUGGUGCUCUUGGCUGGUGGGACUUAUUUAUUAACUUUGGCAUUGCGGAGUGCUUUGCGUUUCUCGUCUGUACAAAGUGGUCUAAUCCUGUAAUUCAUAGAAAUAUUCAAACAAGAGAAACUUGUUCAUCAUCAGCCGUAGUUAGAUAUCUAGAUUGGAACAACGGUCUGAUGGUUUAUCCAGAGCAGGAUCAGCAUCAAGACAGAAUGUGUGGCCUUCAAGACAUUGGCGGCCAUAUCAUGAAAAUUCCCAUAAUUGUUUUUCAAGUCCUACUUUGCAUGUAUUUAGAGGGAACACCUGCGAGCGCAAAACAUAUACCACUUCCUGUCCUUUUCUCGCCCCUUUUUAUACUGCAAGGUGCUGCUGUUAUUUAUGCUGCAUCUAGAUUGUUAGAGAAAGUUAUACUUCUCUUAAGAGGUGGAUCAGGCACCGCCCCGCAUCUCAGUUUUUCUGCUAGAGCUCAUGCCUUCUUGGAGUUCUUUCAUCAUGGUUCGAGGCUAUUGGGAUGGUGGUCAAUUGAUGAAGGCAGUAGAGAGGAGCAGGCACGACUGUACCAUGAGGGUGCCUCAGGGUACAAUACGUUUAGUGGAUAUCCUCCCGAGAUUGUGAAGAAGAUGCCCAAGAAAGAUCUUGCCGAGGAGGUCUGGCGCCUUCAAGCUGCAUUAGGGGAGCAAACAGAAAUCACCAAAUACAGUCAGCAGGAAUAUGAAAGACUUCAAAAUGAAAAGGUGUUAUGUCGGGUUUGUUUUGAGGGGGAAAUUAGCGUGGUUCUUCUUCCAUGUAGGCAUCGUGUACUAUGCAGUACCUGCUGUGAGAAGUGUAAAAAGUGCCCAAUUUGUCGUGUCUGUAUCGAAGAACGAUUAGCGGUAUACGAUGUUUAGAUCAUCCUUAACAAAUCUGAAGGCAUUGAAGUGAAGUGGUUGUUGAUGAUGGGUAUGCGGGUAAGUGAAGAACUGGAAAUGUUGAUGGUUCAUAAUGAAUGAUUGAUAGCUGAUAAAGGAAAGCAGUUCGAUAUAGAAAAUGCAGUUCGUCUGUGCUUCAAAUGUAAAUAAUAAGUGGGAAUUAUAGUAGAAAUCUAGUCAGUUACACGUGCACUGCAUAAUUCAGGCCCUUUUUUUUAGCUUAAUUCUCCAUGUAUAGAAUUACUUUAACUUCAUUUGUAAUCCAAGUUUUUUAUGUUCGCCAAACACCAAAACCUCAUACUUCUCAUAUUUCAUGACUGAAUCUAAUUCUUUUGUCAA
This is a messenger RNA of Cucurbita maxima (winter squash), 2393 nucleotides long. RefSeq lists its product as uncharacterized. The transcript has 14 exons. The record is from RefSeq and is a predicted model, not a curated record. Lineage: Eukaryota; Viridiplantae; Streptophyta; Magnoliopsida; Cucurbitales; Cucurbitaceae. Bases 630 to 2033 code for a protein of 467 amino acids.